Molecule: messenger RNA, 711 nt
Organism: Anoplophora glabripennis (Asian longhorned beetle)
Lineage: Eukaryota; Metazoa; Arthropoda; Insecta; Coleoptera; Cerambycidae
Product: serine/threonine-protein kinase Nek7
Exons: 5
Coding region: 1-711 (236 amino acids)
Biological process (GO): protein phosphorylation
Molecular function (GO): ATP binding; protein kinase activity
Source: RefSeq, a predicted model, not a curated record
AUGGACAUGGAUGACGAAGACAAGAAAUCUGCUUUCAAUGAGGUCGACAUUUUAUCAACUCUAAAUCAUCCGAAUAUUAUACGCUAUAUAGAAAGUUUUAAGGAUGAGGAUUCCCUACAAAUUGUCAUGGAAUACGCAGAUGGUGGGAACUUAGCCCAGUUGAUAAAUCUAAAAAAGCAUAAAAACGAUGUCUUCACGGAGAUAGGAAUUUUGGACAUAAUUUCCCAAAUAAGUGCUGCUCUUUCUUACAUGCACUCCAAGAGAAUAUUACAUAGAGAUUUGAAAACUGCCAAUGUCUUCAUAGGCAUGAAUGGUACAAUAAAAUUAGGAGAUUUCGGUAUUUCAAAAAUGUUGAACACCAAAUCACAGGCACAUACAGUUAUCGGGACGCCCUACUACUUAAGUCCUGAAAUGUGUGAAUGUAACGAUUACAACGCAAAGUCUGACAUUUGGGCCUUGGGCUGCAUUUUGUAUGAACUGGCCAGUUUGAAGAAGCCAUUUAGUGCUCAAAAUUUGCCGGUUCUAGUCCAAAAAAUAACAGCGUGCGAAUAUGACAAUAUUCCUCAGUUCUACUCAACAGAUUUGUCUUGUCUUGUGAAUAUAAUUCUCCAGAAGAAUCCCGCAAAUAGGCCUUCUGCUAACGAAAUUUAUGACGUUUUAAUUCCAAAAAUUCAAGAGAAGGUGAUGGAUAACGACCAGAACCAAAGGUAA